Molecule: messenger RNA, 2253 nt
Organism: Phymastichus coffea
Lineage: Eukaryota; Metazoa; Arthropoda; Insecta; Hymenoptera; Eulophidae
Product: leucine-rich repeat-containing protein 45-like
Exons: 5
Coding region: 50-2071 (673 amino acids)
Cellular component (GO): centrosome
Molecular function (GO): protein binding
Source: RefSeq, a predicted model, not a curated record
GCAAUAGCAGCAUAAGCAAGUGUAACGUAUACAAGUGCGAGAUGCAAAAAUGCUGGAUCUCGUCGACGAUGCUGAGUUGUUCACUCAGCUCUGUCACAAGCACGGUAUCCUCGUCGAGUCCGACGUCGUCAAUGCGGUCAAGUUGAGCUGCACUACGGGAAUCCUUCGCCUUACGCACACGUCGGUCCUGGCGAACCUCUGCGACGUAUUGGCUCAAGUGCUGAGCUCCAGUUCGAGCAUCAAAGUCCUCGACUUGAGCGACUGCAUGCUGCUGCCUAAAGGGCUGACGAGGAUCUUCAAAGCCCUGUGCGGUCCUUCGAGCGUCAGUUCGCUGUACCUUCGUGGCAACAACAUCGGCGGCGAUUUGGCCGAGGAACUCGGCGAAACUCUCGCGAAGAACAACAGCGUCCGAGUUUUACACGUUGAAUGGAACAAUCUGGGCUCGCGGGAGGACUCGUUUGGCAAAUUCUGCGACGGCCUGGCGCGGAACCACUGCGUGGAGGAGCUGGAUCUGAGGUACAAUCAGGUGUCGACUCUGUGCGCCGAUGCGCUCGCGGACGCGCUGAGAAAGAAUCGAAGCUUGCGCAAGCUCAACUUGGAGUGGAACUCGCUGGGGACGACGGGCGGUCAGAAGCUCCUGCAAGCACUCGGGCACAAUACCAGGCUGACGUCCUUGUCGCUGAAAGGGAGCUGCGUGCCGAGCGACAUCUGCUCGGCGAUCAACGACAAAGUCAGCGAAAACCUGGAGAAGCAGGUGCUCUUCCAGUCGCCGUUGGCGCGGGAUCAACGACUACGGUCGCCGAUCGCCGCGCGAGGAGGUAGCGUGCUGCACUCGCCGUCGCAUUCGAGCGAGGAAGGCGCGGCAACGUCGAGGUCGCAGAAAAAAAAACGCGGCGACAGGCCGGCUCCUGCUGCGCCGUCGGGAAACGAGGAUAGCAACGGCCUCGACGACAAACUCGAAGGCUUGAAUAAGAUUCUGAAGGAGCGGUCGGACAGCAUAGAUCGGUUGAAGGCAGAGUUGGAAGGCAAGAGUACCGAGCUGGAAGCGAAAAGCGCGGAGAACCAAGAGUUAAAGGCCGAGAUUCGGAAGCUCCAAGAAGAGCACGAGAAGGUUUCGCAGGAGAAGCUGAAAGAAGUCGACAGUCUCAAGAGAAUUCACGCGAAGGCCGAAGCCGCUUGGAAGGAAUCUUACCGCGAACUGGAAGAAACUCUGCAGACGACGUUCGCUGCGAAAACCGACCUGGAAUCCAAGACGCGCAUCCUCGAGAAGGACUUGCGCAAGUGCUCGUUGGAGCUGCAGUCGACCAAAGAUAAAUUCACGUCGACGAUUCGAAGCUACGAGGAUUCGAUGUCGGACUGCAAGCUGGAGGCUUACCGAGCGAAGCGCGAGUUUCAGGAACGCGAGGCGCACUGCAAAAUCGAAGGCGACGCGCUGAAGAAGAGCUUGAAGGAAACGUCCGAGGCGUUGGAGAAGUGCCAGCAGCAGUUGCAAAAGCUGCGGGACGAGCUGAGGGAAUCGUUGGAGGUACAGGCGAAACUGAAGAUCAGGACCGACGAAGCCGAAAGAGUUGCCUCGAGGACUGCCAGAAUCGAGGAAUCGUUGAGGAAGUGCCGAGAGGAUAGGGACGCGGUUGAGGCAAAGCUGCUCGAGGCGAGGAGUACAGUUGCGACGUUGCAGAAACAGAUAAUACGCCUGCAAGAAGAAUCCAUUGAGCCACAAAAGCGAUAUGACUCGGUCAAGUUGGAGCUUCAACUCGAGCGUGAAAAGUCGUCCAAUCUGACCGUGGAAUUGCAAGCCGAGAGGGCGAGGAUGAGGGAGCAAACCGAGCAAAUGCAGAAAAUGUUGGGUCAAGUGAACGCAUUGUACGCGCAGCUGAGCGAAGAGCAGAGAAGUCACGCCGAGAAAUUGAGGGAGAAGGAUAAACAGAUUGAUAAAACGAAGGAUGCUGUGGCACUGAAGGCAAGAGAGUUGAGUGAGUUUAAGGCUGAACAAAUUCGAAAAGCACAACAAUUUCAAGCUGCCGUAAACAAGUAUUUGGGUUCUUUUGGAACUACCGUAGCCAUCACUUGAACAAUCCAAAAUACACGUAUAAUAAUUUUUCACUAAAAGUGAUAUUUGAUCGACAAGAAAUAUUUUUUGAUAUAUGUAUUUUACUAAACUAUUUUAUGUAUUAUACAGAAAAGGUACAUAAGAAGAUAUUCUUGUGUUCAUUAGUUGAGGUGUAAGUUAAGAAUAAUAAUAGUAAUCAUGAA